This is a messenger RNA of Chenopodium quinoa (quinoa), 1135 nucleotides long. RefSeq names its product germin-like protein subfamily 1 member 17. Gene Ontology annotation, cellular component: cell wall. Gene Ontology annotation, molecular function: manganese ion binding. Bases 90 to 758 code for a protein of 222 amino acids. The record is from RefSeq and is a predicted model, not a curated record. The transcript is spliced from 2 exons. Lineage: Eukaryota; Viridiplantae; Streptophyta; Magnoliopsida; Caryophyllales; Amaranthaceae.
AGAAGAUUAUAACUUGCACUUUGUAAUACUCACAUAGAGUCACAUUAAUUAUUUGAGUGUAACAUACCAAUUUCAUAAGAAAAAGAGAAAUGGAAGCUCGUUAUUUUCUUGUUUACCUUACUUUCACAGCCAUGUCUUCCUACAUGGCCUAUGCAACGGAUCCUACUCAGCUACAAGACUUUUGUGUUGCGAUGAAUGACCCAAAAAAUGAACUGUUUGUGAAUGGGUUGCUUUGCAAGAAUCCAAUGGAUGCGAAACCCGAGGAUUUCUUUAUUGACGGGCUAGACAAGCCCGGGAACACUAACAAUAGGGUGCAAUCCGCUGUCACGCUAGUCUCUGCAUUACAACUUCCAGGGCUCAACACCCUCGGCAUCUCAUUGGCUAGGAUUGACUAUGCACCUUACGGCCUUAACGCUCCUCACACGCAUCCUCGUGCAAGUGAAAUCCUUACAGUCAUUGAAGGAACCCUCUAUGUUGGCUUCGUAACUUCCAACCUUGCUAACGGCGAUAACAAGUUGUUCACUAAGGUGCUUAACAAAGGUGAUGUGUUUGUUUUUCCACAAGGCCUCAUUCAUUUUCAAUUCAAUAUUGGAAAAAUUCCUGCUGUCGCUAUUGCUGGACUAAGCAGCCAAAACCCUGGUACGGUCACCAUUGCUAAUGCCGUUUUCGGGGCUGAUCCACCUAUCAAUGUUGAUGUACUAAGCAAGGCCUUCCAGCUAGAUGAACACACUGUGAAGAUGCUUCAGUCCAAAUUUUGAACGAGCCCGUAAUUUGCUAUUCCGGAUGAUUUUGGAGUAUUUAUACAAUAAUAACCAAGUGAUCUAUAGGGUCUUACUUGGUUUAUCAACGUUACUCCUUCAUGUUUUAAAUAUAUCCUAGUAAAGUAGUAAUCCUACAUUACUACUUUACUUUGAAUGAACCUUUAGUUGAUUAUGCCACGAUUUUGAAGUAUUAUUUCAUACAAUAACAACCAAGUGAUCGAUAUGGUCGUCUUGUUUUAUCCACGUUAGUUCUUCAUGGGUUCUAAAUAUAUAUCCUACUAUGUGUACGUUCUAAUACACACAUUUUACAUGUUAUGUUGUUUUUGAAUUAUUGUUAUGGAACAAUGAUAUAUACAGUGCUGGAGUUUGAAUAA